Molecule: messenger RNA, 1102 nt
Organism: Hordeum vulgare subsp. vulgare (domesticated barley)
Lineage: Eukaryota; Viridiplantae; Streptophyta; Magnoliopsida; Poales; Poaceae
Product: peptide methionine sulfoxide reductase A2-1
Exons: 2
Coding region: 289-837 (182 amino acids)
Biological process (GO): cellular response to oxidative stress
Cellular component (GO): cytoplasm
Molecular function (GO): peptide-methionine (S)-S-oxide reductase activity
Source: RefSeq, a predicted model, not a curated record
UGACCUGAAACUACGAAGCCAAGCCAUGAAUGUGUGAACAAUGCGGUCGGAGUCGUGGACCGCACUGAACCACGAAUUCGCACCGUUCAUUUCGCACGGCGCAAAUGGCCACACGCCCACGUCUCACCGGCCCCCGAUAACCCCUUCCCUGAAAACAAAAUUCAAUUCGACUGGCCUCGUCACAAAACCUGUACCUCCAGCCCGAUCGAUCACCGCGCGCCCGUCCGUCCCCUCCAACAGAUUCACUCGAUCCUUGAAAAGUCCACCCCCCACGCCACGGGCAACGCCAUGUCGUCGAGCACCGGCGCGGCGGGCCCGGACGCCGACGCGCCGGCCGGCGAGGGGCUGGAGCUGGCGCAGUUCGGGGCGGGCUGCUUCUGGAGCGUGGAGCUGGCGUACCAGCGGCUCCCCGGCGUGGCGCGCACGGAGGUGGGCUACUCGCAGGGGGACCUCGACGGGCCGACCUACCGCGACGUCUGCGGCGGCGGCACCGGCCACUCCGAGGUGGUGCGCGUGCACUACGACCCCAAGGAUUGCCCCUACGCCGUGCUCCUCGACGUCUUCUGGGCCAAGCACAACCCCACCACGCUUAACAAGCAGGGCAACGACGUCGGGACGCAGUACCGGUCGGGCAUCUACUACUACACGGCAGAGCAGGAGCGGCAGGCGCGGGAGUCGCUGGCGGAGAAGCAGCGGGAGUGGAAGGAGAAGAUCGUGACGGAGGUCCUCCCGGCCAGGAGGUUCUACCCAGCUGAGGACUACCACCAGCAGUACCUCGAGAAGGGCGGCCAGUCCGCCAAGAAACGCUGCUCCGACCCCAUCCGCUGCUACGGCUGAAACCACUACCCCCCGCCCCCGCCCCCGCCCGCCAUUGCAGCUAGCUAUGCAUUGCCGUUAGCUUCAUAAAGGACUCCAUUUGCCUGACUAAUUGUUGGUGUUGCGAACUUGCAAUAAAUAAACCCACUCGUGCAGCGUGUAAAGGUUAAGUCUGCCACUUUGUUUGCUCGGUGAUCUAUACUCCACUGGAGUAGCAAUAUUUUGGUGUUUGCCGUGUACGUACAAGUCUUGCAAGCGGGCAUAAUCCACUGGCGUUCAUGCUUCA